AAUCACAUAUCUCGUAGCCGUAGCCAUGAAGAUCGAUCCGCUGCCGAGGUUCAUCUAGAACUGUAGCAUCGGCAACAGUUUCUCUGACGGGUCGUCAUGCAACAGUUUCUCAUGCAAGUAGUACUGUGCUGCGCCCUUGUGCCUUGUUGAUAGUCGGAGACUUGGAGUGGUCGCGGCGGCGUUUCUCUGACUUGGAGCUGCAGCGUGCAGCUCCUUCUACAAUUCCACUCUUUUUCCUUCCUUGGAGUAGAAUAUCACGCGUAUGUUAGGACCAGAGCCACUCGCUCGGAAAGUGCAGUAAAAACUUUGGAGAGAGAGACUUACUGCGACUUCCAAUCACGUAGGGCCAGUGAGAAACAUUGCGGAGUCGAAGCCAUGGCAUUGGCAUGGCGAGUUCUUGCUCGGGCCAUUUACUCAGCUGCAGGUGCGCGCGUCAGUGCAUUAACGCGGCUCACCAACUCAUUCGCUUCCGCGCAGUUACUCCUCCCACUUCCCCUCGCCAUCCGUCUCCAGUCUCCACUCUCCCUGUCGCUCUCCCGCUCCGACCCGCUCUUCCUCUUCCUCUGCGGCUCUGCGUCUUCAGUGCACCAACGUCGCUGCCGCGGCAGCAGCAGUUUACUACCGCGUGCCAUGUCGUAUUAAACCGCCGGCGUCGCAGCGCAGCGCAGCCCAGCCCAGGGAGUGGGCACGGCCCUGUGCGCGGGAUGCUCUUUGCCCCCCGCGCCACGAAAUCGAUCCGCCCGGACCCUGCUCAUAUAAUGCUCAUGCGGCACCCUUCUGGACUGUUGCCAUGUAGCUAGGUUGGUGGCGCUGGCAUGGCGGCAGCCCAACAAGGGAACAUGGAGCAGGCUGUGAGCGGAGCGAAAGAACCGGGCAAGGUCGACGGCGAGGCUCCCGAGGCGGCGUCGACGCCCAAGGCCGCGGCUGCCGCCACCGCUGCUGCGCCACAUCACCGGCGAUCCAAGAGUGCUUCUUCGGGCAGGAACUCGGAGACUUGCAAGCAUGUCAGCGUGGAGCAACGCCUCAACCAAGCACAGAACCCGCCGGACCCGAGGAAGUCUUCUUGCUCAACGGAUGGUUCUUCGGUUCACCGCCCCCCGCCGAGGGAUCAACGGACGAGCGCGGCCACGGCGUCGCCGAACCACCGCGUCUCUCUGGAGAACGACGUCUCGCAGCUGCAGCUGCAUCUCCAUCAGGAGAGGUCCAUCCGGAUCAUGCUUGACCGGGCGAUCGGCCGGGCUUCCAGCACUCUGUCUCCUGGUCAUAGGCACUUUCCAGCUCAGACAAAGGAACUGAUAGCAGAGAUUGAAUUGCUCGAAGAGGAAAUCGCAAACCGUGAGCAGCACGUCCUCUCACUCUACAGAAGUAUAUUUGAUCAGUGCGUGUCCGGGCCAUCAUCGGGGCAGAGUUCCAGUAUUUCAUCCCCUGCUCAUGCCAAGAGCAUAAGUUCAAGGACGAGGCGGCGGCAGUCGAGCAUAAUAUCAAGUGCAUUUUGCUCAUCUAAGAAGCUGCCUCUCCAACCUUUCCAUAUCAUGACAUCAGUGUCGGAGUCGGGUAGAACCAAGAACAUGCUCAAGACCAAGAUCAAGCAUGAAUCUUUCUCGAGCGAAACGUUGGAUGUCCGUCCUGCCUCCCUUGCAUCAGAUCCAAGGAAGCUGCCUUAUUUAGGGAGUAGUUCUUUGGCGCGUACUCUGAAAGAUCAUCUCUACCAAUGUCCAAGCAAGAUAUCUGAAGAAAUGGUUAGAUGCAUGGCCUCCAUAUACUGUCUUCUGCGCACGGAGUCACCAGAAAAGCCUGAAAAGGUUCGCUCGCCGUUCUUGUCAAGGUCAUCAACAAGUGUCAUUCUUCCUCGGAGGAGUAACAGUGAGGAGACUAAUACAUCAAGUAACAAAUGCAUUGUCGAAGUAUGUUCAAUCUCAGUCGAAAAGAAUCAGACGCCAGAUGUCUCCUGUGCAAUUACCCACUACAGGUUGCUUGUGGAGCAGCUUGAAAGGGUUGAUCUGAGUAUGUCAGAAACCAGUAUCAAACUGGCCUUCUGGAUCAACGUGUACAAUUCUCUUGUCAUGCAUGCAUAUCUAGCAUAUGGAAUUCCAAACAGUUCUCUGAAAAGAAUGGCUCUAUUUCACAAGGCUGCCUACAAUGUUGGUGGAUAUGCUGUGACGGCCAACUCCAUUGAACACUCCUUGCUGUGUUGCAGGUCCCCGCGGAUUGGUCGUUGGUUUGAAUCGAUACUGUCGACGGCGAUGCGGAAGAGAUGCGCCGACGAGAAGCAGCUGGUCCAGCUCAAGUUCGGCCUGCCGGACUGCCAGCCUCAGGCCCUGUUCGCGCUGUGCACCGGUGCCUCCUCCGACCCCACGCUCAAGGUGUACACGGCGAAGAACGUGACGGAGGAGCUGGAGCGGGCGAAGCGGGAGUUCCUGCAGGCCGGCGUGGUGGUGCGGAAGUCGAGGAAGGUGUUCCUGCCGCGCCUCGUGGAGCGGUACGCCAAGGAGGCCGGCCUCCCCGUCGGCGAUGGCAUCCUCGCGUGGGCGCGCGACAACUUGGACGGCCGGGCCGCGCAGGAGGCAAUCCAGCGGUGCGCCGCCGCCGCCGCCGCGGCAGGCGGCCGGCGCAGGGCGUCGCAGGCCUUCGAGUGGCUCCCGUACAACGCCAGGUUCCGCUACGCCUUCGCCAGGAGCAUGGUCGACAAACAAGCCGCCGCGGUGCUAGCCUAGAUUGUUCUCGCCUUCCUAGUUGCUAGCUGCUGCAGCUGCAGCUGCCGAGUACUGGUGUAUCUAUAUAUAUAUAUAUAUAUAUAUAUAUAUAUAUAUAUAUAUAUAUAUGACAAAUUUUCCCUACUACCGGGUGUAGUUACUCCCACUUAUGUUUCAUACGUUUUAGGUAGUAUCUAUCAUAUCGGAGAGUAUGUACGCGUAGUAUGUAGUAUAUAAGAAUGUUUAGGUAGUAUAUAUACUACUUUUUUUGGUAGUAUGUAUCAUAUUUUGCGCAUACUCUAUUUCACGUAUAAAUAUGUACGUAUUUCACAAAUACAAUAAAA
Triticum aestivum (bread wheat) is the source of this 3037-nucleotide messenger RNA. RefSeq lists its product as uncharacterized. The transcript has 11 exons. NCBI's taxonomy places the organism in Eukaryota, Viridiplantae, Streptophyta, Magnoliopsida, Poales, Poaceae. The record is from RefSeq and is a predicted model, not a curated record. Bases 816 to 2714 code for a protein of 632 amino acids.